Molecule: messenger RNA, 456 nt
Organism: Ciona intestinalis (vase tunicate)
Lineage: Eukaryota; Metazoa; Chordata; Ascidiacea; Phlebobranchia; Cionidae
Source: RefSeq, a predicted model, not a curated record
GGAGUUCCCCAACAAAGUUGUGUAUGUGACGUCAUUGUCCUUGAUGCCAUAGGUUAAAUAAGUUUAUUAGAAUCGGGUAAACUACAGAAACCUCGUAACAUGCUGAACUAUUUAAGGUUCCUUCGUUCAAAGAUCGGGGCAACAAGUUCAAACAUCACAAGACGACGUUUCAGUGAAGGCACCAAACCCAACAUCGCCCUUGAUAAAGAUGAUUAUAAAAUAAGGAAUCCUGGGGUUGGAUUGAUAUUGUUGUCGGUUGCGUUUGGUGGUUAUCUUGUACAUAGGAUCUGGUUGGCCAAGCAAGAAAUGUUGGAAUGUGAAAUGAAUCGUCAACCACUUGGUGAGCGAGAGCGCGAACCGAACAUGAAGUAUCUUCAAUAUCGAUCCAAGAGUCAUUAUCUAUAAACCUUAGUUAUCUUCUCAAUAUUUGUUUAAAAUAAAUUAAAUGAUUGGAAA